AUGAUUGGCCGACGCACACUUGCGCGUCUCUUCCAAGGGCAUCAUGGCCCUUCCAAAAUACAGGUGCGACAUUUGAACCUUUUGGAGUAUCAGUCGCACAAAUUGCUUCGAGAUUUCAAUAUACCUGUGCCCGACGGACGAGUGGUCACCAGCGCCGAGGAGGCUCGUGAUGUGGUGUCAGAUAUCAGUGCACCAUCGGUCCUCAAGGCCCAAGUACUUGCUGGAGGGAGAGGCAAAGGAAAGUACGAUAGCGACGGGAAAGGAGGGGUUCGAAUCGUUACUUGGCCCAGCGAAGCAUAUGACAAUGCCUCUCAGAUGCUCGGCUAUUAUCUCACGACCAAGCAAACACCACCCGGGGGCCUACUUGUGAAGAAACUAUACAUAUACAAAGCCGUCGACGUUGCCGAUGAAUUCUAUCUUGCGCUGACUUUUGAUCGCGAUCGAGGCAUGCCAGUCCUUCUGAUUUCAGAUGUCGGAGGCACAAACAUCGAGUCCAACAUUGACAAAUUGCAAAAGUUCUGGUUUCAUCUGCCGACUGGCCUCACCACAGAAAUAAUAUCGUAUAUUCAAGCACAACUCGGCUUCUCUGACAAGGAGAUGAUCGUGGUCAACAAAAUUCUCCAUCAGAUGAUCAAACUUUUCCGAGAAAAAGACGCAACGCUCCUGGAACUCAAUCCCCUGGUUCGCACUUAUGAUGGGAAAUUUAUUUGCCUCGACGCUAAAUUCAGCUUUGACAACGCUGCGAGAUUCCGACAACAAGAACUCUUUAGUCUGGAAGAAAGGUCCCCGGAGGAAGAAGUCGAGUACCAAGCGUCGAAACUAGGGUUGUCUUAUGUUCGACUGGACGGCGAUAUCGGCAACAUCGUCAAUGGAGCUGGUCUUGCCAUGGCAACCAAUGAUCUGAUCAGUCUAUAUGGUGGGAACAAGGCGUUUGAAAUACUGAACAACGACUCGCGGAUCAAGGGGAUUCUCGUGAAUAUCUAUGGCGGUAUUGUGCGCUGCGAUAUGAUCGCCGAGUCGAUCGUCGCGGCCGCCGAGGCUACCGGUGGCUUCAAAGUCCCCGUUGUAGUCCGUCUACAGGGAACCAAUUGCCAACAGGCGCUUCAGCUAAUCGAACACUCGGGCUUGGAUAACGUGAUUGUCGAUGCUGAUUUUGAAGCAGCAGCUCAGAUGAUAGUGGAGCAAGUGGGCCGCAUGAAAUGA
Molecule: messenger RNA, 1203 nt
Organism: Penicillium maclennaniae
Lineage: Eukaryota; Fungi; Ascomycota; Eurotiomycetes; Eurotiales; Aspergillaceae
Product: succinate--CoA ligase subunit beta
Exons: 8
Coding region: 1-1203 (400 amino acids)
Biological process (GO): succinyl-CoA metabolic process; tricarboxylic acid cycle
Cellular component (GO): succinate-CoA ligase complex; mitochondrion
Molecular function (GO): succinate-CoA ligase (ADP-forming) activity; metal ion binding; ATP binding
Source: RefSeq, a predicted model, not a curated record